AUGCUAUCGUGGGCACCUGCAACUGCCGGCGUGCCCAACAAGCGCGGGCCACACGCCGAUGAGGACGAAGACGAGGUCGACGAGGACUUGGAGACCUACCUCCUCCUCCUACUCAGCGACUCGAACCUGCCCACCGGCGGCUUCGUCGCCUCCUCCGGUCUCGAAUCCUACCACGCCCACGGGUUCCUGCACAACGUCGAGACCACAUCGAGCCUCGCCUCUUUUGGCGUAGGUGCGACUCUGUCCGCCGGACCUGGAGCGGGUAGACGACGGCAGAUGGCGCCGUCGCAAGCGCGCCUCUCGUCCUCGACGCUCUCCUACACCCGGUCGACGCUACACUCGUAUGCCCGUUCGGCCGUCCCCUUUCUCGUGCGCGCGCACCAGGCCGUGCGGCGGUACUGCUCCCGCCGCGUCCGCAUCGAGGUGGAGCGAUAUCGUCGUCGGAGAAAGCGCUCGGACGCAGAACAAGACGGUACUGCUGCGGGCGAGGAGGCGGCAGAGCGGUGCUACGACGCCGAGGCCGACGCAGCGGAUCUCGAGGCGCUCAUGGGCACGCUGGCGUGGCUCGACCAGGCGUACCACACGCUGCUGCUCAACCACGUCGCGAGGCGGGCAUCAAGGGCGCAGGGGAUAGCGCUUCUCACUCUCUACACGAAGGCCUUCGCGCGGCCCAUCAACCUCGAGAAGGAGCACUUUGACGGAUCGCGUCUCGGUCUACGGCGCCGCCGCGGCCUCGACGGUACGACGAACGACGGGGACGACGUCCAAGACGACGCCGACGACGAAGACAGAGAAGAACUAGCGAGCCGACUGCGCAUCGAGAUCGCCGCGACGCUGGUCGAGAAGCUCAAAAGGGAGAUCCGCAAGUCGUCGGCGGGCGCCUCGUCGACGUCGCGGCAGCAGCAGGGACAUUUCCCGCUAUGUUGGGCCGUCUUCAGUGCGGCGCUGGGGCUGAGCAGGGCGAGGACGGUGCAGCUGCACCUCUUCCUCCAGGCCCGCAGCCUGCUCUCGAGCAGCAUCCGCCUCAACACGCUCGGACCGUACCUCGCCCAUCAGCUGAUGCGCUUCCAGCUGCGCGACGUCGUCAAGCAGAUCGUCGACGAGCUGGAGAGCGAGGGCUGUAUGGAUGGGCAGGAGGAGGAGGAGGAGCAUAUGGAGGGUGAAAGUCAGGGAGGCGAGGGGCUGAUGGACCAAGACAUGGAGGCGGACAACCACAUCCCGGCCUAUCGUAUCGACGAGCCGGCGGCGGGACAAGCACAACCGGCGCCUCCAGCCGUAAUGGUCCAGGCUCUACGACCAGCCGAGCGCACUCUGAUACCCGUUGACGAUUCGGAUCCGGACCAAGGAUGGGCGUGGGACUGGGCCGAAGACGAACUCGCCGAUUCGACCGACCGAGGACCAAGAUCAGCAGCAGCAGCAGCAGCAAGGGCGGCAGCGACCGGCCCGUCGUUCUGGCAGUCGCGCAGCGCUCCCGCCACGACGUUUCCGCUGGGCGAAAUCGUCCAGGCCAGACACGACCAGCUGCAUUCCCGCUUGUUCAACAGCUAG
This is a messenger RNA of Pseudozyma flocculosa PF-1, 1548 nucleotides long. RefSeq lists its product as uncharacterized. The record is from RefSeq and is a predicted model, not a curated record. The coding region runs from base 1 to 1548 and encodes 515 amino acids. The transcript is spliced from 2 exons. Lineage: Eukaryota; Fungi; Basidiomycota; Ustilaginomycetes; Ustilaginales; Ustilaginaceae. Gene Ontology annotation, molecular function: nickel cation binding.